Messenger RNA from Dioszegia hungarica, 717 nucleotides. RefSeq names its product putative 40s ribosomal protein s6-b. Gene Ontology annotation, molecular function: structural constituent of ribosome. The transcript is spliced from 6 exons. Gene Ontology annotation, biological process: translation. Bases 1 to 717 code for a protein of 238 amino acids. Gene Ontology annotation, cellular component: ribosome. The record is from RefSeq and is a predicted model, not a curated record. Lineage: Eukaryota; Fungi; Basidiomycota; Tremellomycetes; Tremellales; Bulleribasidiaceae.
AUGAAGCUCAACGUGGCAAACCCAGCAACUGGGCAGCAGAAGCUCUUCGAUAUCGAGGAUGAGCGCAAGGUGCUCCCCUUCAUGGAGAAGCGUAUGGGACAGGAGGUCCCUGCCGACUCGCUCGGCGACGAGUGGAAGGGUUACGUUCUCCGCAUCACCGGCGGUAACGACAAGCAGGGUUUCCCGAUGAAGCAGGGUGUGCUCCUCCCCAGCCGAACUCGUCUCCUCCUCGCUGCCGGCCACUCGUGCUACCGCGCCCGUCGGACUGGUGAGAGGAAGAGGAAGUCCGUCCGUGGUUGCAUCGUCGCCAACGACAUCCGUGUCCUCGCCUGCAUCAUCGUCAAGCAGGGCGAGAACGACAUGCCCGGUCUUACCGACACUGUCCUCCCCAAGCGAUUGGGCCCCAAGCGAGCCACCAAGAUCCGCCGCUUCUUCAACCUCGACAAGAAGGACGACGUCCGUCAAUUCGUCAUUGCCCGUGAGGUCACCACCAAGUCUGGCAAGACCAACACCAAGCGCCCCAAGAUCCAGCGCCUGGUGACCCCCCAGCGUCUCCAGCGCAAGAGGCAUCUCCAGUCGCUCAAGAAGCGGAGGACCGAGGCGCAGAAGGAGACCAAGGCCGACUACGAGAAGGCGGUGGCCAAGCACGCGGACGAGAAGAAGGCCAAGCUGCAGGCUGUCCGGGCGCAGAAGAAGGCCAAGCGGUCUUCUGCUUAA